CACCUGCUGCCCGAGCCCACUAGCGGUUUUCAGCUGCUGCGGGCGCGCGCCUGUGACAGCGCAGAGGCGACUCGACUUCCGCAGCCGGGGUUCCUGCUGCUGGGGCCUGGCGGCCAGCCGGGCACCAUCUUCGAGACACCAUGGCUGUCGCCGGAGGGUCGGGAGUCAGCCAGCGACGCCCCUGCCUCAGCCUCCUUUUGCUGCUAUCCAUCGCGGGCCCGGCCCUGGCCUGGAACAAUCCUGAUAGAAUAUUACUGCGUGAUGUCAAAGCUCUUACUCUCCACUAUGACCGUUACACCACUUCCCGAAGGCUGGAUCCAGUCCCACAGCUGAAAUGUGUAGGAGGCACAGCUGGAUGUGAUUCUUAUACUCCAAAAGUCAUUCAAUGUCAGAACAAAGGCUGGGAUGGCUAUGAUGUACAGUGGGAAUGCAAGACUGAUUUAGAUGUUGCAUACAGAUUUGGAAAAACUGUGGUGAGCUGUGAAGGCUAUGAAUCCUCUGAAGACCAGUAUGUACUAAGAGGUUCCUGUGGCUUAGAAUAUCAGUUAGAUUACACAGAUGUUGGCUUGAAGAAGCUGAGAGAGUCUGGGAAAAAUUCCGGCUUUAAUUCUUUCUCUAAUUAUUAUAAUAAGUUAUACUCUUCAGAUUCCAAGGGCUUCAGUGGAUUGCUUACUAUUGCGGUGCUUCUUGCUAUUGCCUUUGGAGUCUAUAAGUUGUUCCUUAGUAGUGGUCAAGAUGCUCCUCCACCAUAUUCUGAGUACCCUACAAAUUCCCAACAUUAUCAGAGAUUCACCAACUCAGCUGGACCUGCACCCCCGGGCUUUAAGUCUGAAUUUACAGGAGCUCAUGGUGCAGCUCCCCAUUUUCGAAGCGCUUUCACAGGACAACAAGGAUAUGACAAUUCAGGACCAGGAUUCUGGACUGGUUUGGGAACUGGAGGAAUAUUAGGAUACUUGUUCGGAAGCAAUAGAGCAGCCACACCUUUUUCCGACUCGUGGUACUAUCCAUCUUACCCUCCUUCUUACUCCAGCACAUGGAAUAACCGAGCUUACCCACCGUUUCAUGGAGGCUCAGCACAUUCAAGCUCAGAGACAAGAACCAGAACUGCAUCAGGAUAUGGUGGUACCAGAAAACGAUAAGAAAAUAAAAAGUUGAAGUCAGACGUUGGAUGCAAAAUUUCCUGAUUUUUCCUCAUUUUCUCUUUAAAAAAAUAUACUGCCUGCUAACAACUGGAGGAAAGAGAAAGGGGCUAUUCAAAUGUUUUGUGGUGGUGGUGUCCUGUAUAGCUUUUUGUAUUCUUUUAUUUGAAGCUGAGAAUUUGAUAUUUGACAAAAUGCUCGUGUAGAGAAUUGUUUGUGAGUGUAACAUGUCAACACAUAUUACAGCUUUUGAAAGUGAUGCUCACUAUGGAAUGCUGGAAAUGUACCAUUUAAUUUCUAAAACCUCUGAUGCCAUAAGAAACAUUGAGAAUGAAGGCUUUUAUACCACUAGACCGUGAGCACAGAAAUUUCAUUCUUAGGUAGUUUUAGUUAAUGAGUCAUUACUUCUUCAUAGAAACAGUAAUAAGCUAUUUGGUUUUUACUACUUGGUGUUUGUUGACCUUCAGACAAUUAUACCAAGCUUGGACUACUAAUUAUACUAUUCUGUGGCUUUUGGUCGCUUUUUCAGUGUAGGAGCUUUGAUUCCUUCCGUGGUGCUGGGAUUCCAGGAGAAGGUGGAAAGCAAGUAUAAAGUGUGAAUAAUUGUGUGCUAACAAUUUAUUAAAAUGCUUAAAUUAAAAAAUAUUAAAAUUAUUUAAAAGUGCUUAAUCCUCAUUCAUUUCAUAAGAGGUUAAGCUCAAAUGCUUCAGCAAAAGUCUCUUUAAUUGUAAAAGCAUUUAGUUCUCUGAACUCUCAAAUAUUAUUGUAGCAGUCUGUAUCCACCUUCCAUUAAAAUGACAGAAAAAAGUUUCAUUCUCAUUCUUUAUAAACCUUGACACCAAUUGACAAUACUUUUUUAAAAACCUUUUCCAAAUAAAAAGGGGUUUAUGCAGUA
Messenger RNA from Erinaceus europaeus (western European hedgehog), 2034 nucleotides. RefSeq names its product store-operated calcium entry associated regulatory factor (gene SARAF). NCBI's taxonomy places the organism in Eukaryota, Metazoa, Chordata, Mammalia, Eulipotyphla, Erinaceidae. The transcript is spliced from 6 exons. The record is from RefSeq and is a predicted model, not a curated record. Gene Ontology annotation, cellular component: endoplasmic reticulum membrane. Bases 141 to 1139 code for a protein of 332 amino acids. Gene Ontology annotation, biological process: regulation of store-operated calcium entry.